AAGUAUUAGUUAUUAGGUGAGUUAGAGAAGCAUUAAUCCAUGAAAGCACGCACCAAAUCAAACUCCCUCACUCUUGUGUGUGUCAUUGAAUGCUUUACCGAACGAAGUGAGCAAGAGCAACAAACCCUCUUCUCCUUUUCUCUUCACAUAUUUCAACCUUACCCUUACCUUCUUUUUCCCACUCCUUUUUUUCUCCUCCUCCUCCUUCUUCUCUAUCACCUCCUCCACUUCAGGGAAUUAAUGGAAUGCGUGCAAGGAGCUUUGGUAGGCGGGUUUGAGCCUGAGACUGUUUUCAAGAGUACUGCGGCGUUUAUGGAGGACUUUUUGGGCUCUAACGGCGUUCCUAACGCCGUUUCCGGCGAUGACUUGUUCGUUGACGAACUCCUCGACUUCUCCAAUGACUUCUCCGAAGAAGAAGAAAUAGAAGAAGACGAAAAGCCCCUGCAACCGGAGGAAUUCGAACAUCACAAGAACAAAUUUUGCUCUGUUUCUCAACAAAUGCAAACCCCGCCGGAAAAAAGUGGUCUUUCUGCAAACGACGAUUUUGAUUCUCUCCCUGAAACUGAAUUACCCCUUCCGGCCGAGGGGUUGGAGAGUUUGGAAUGGCUAUCCCAUUUCGUGGAGGAUUCGUUUUCCGAUUAUUCCCUCACCGGAAAAUUGCCUCCGAACCCGGCGUCGAAGCGGCCCGAAACCGUUACGGCAGCCCAGGAACAACCCUGUUUCACAACUCCGGUUCAAACAAAAGCCCGAACGAAGAGGGCCCGAACAGGGGUCCGCGUGUGGCCGGUUUUGUCGCCUUCGUUCACCGAAUCCUCCACCUCAUCCUCAUCUUCAUCCUCCACGACUUCCCUUUCGCCCCAGUACGCCUGGACCGGUGAGUCCUUCCUGGGGUACCCGCCGCCGGUGAAGAAGCAGAAAAAGAAAAGGGCAGACUCCGGCGCCGCCGUACCGGCCCAGCCGAGGAGGUGCAGCCACUGCGGCGUAACGAAGACGCCACAGUGGCGGGCCGGGCCGCUCGGGUCGAAGACGCUUUGUAACGCUUGUGGGGUGAGGUUCAAGUCGGGUCGGCUCCUACCCGAAUACCGACCCGCGUGCAGCCCGACUUUCUCGACCGAGAUGCACUCGAACAACCACCGGAAAGUAUUGGAGAUGAGGCGCAAAAAGGAGUCGGAAACUGAAGCCCCCGCCGGAGUGGGCCCACCGGUUCAGAGUUUUUGAAGGUAUCAAUUUUAGGAGAAUAGAGAAACCGAAAGAAAAGUGGUAGGAAAUUAAAGAACCGGAGUGAUUUAGUCCGGUCCGGUUGAAUUAGUGUACAUUAUUAUUAUUAUCGAGGAGGGAGGCAUGUGGUGGUGAGGUAGGUUACCUAGGCUGAUUAAUUAGGAGAGACUUUAAUGUUUUAUUUAUUGUAAUUCGAAUUAAAAUUUCAAAUAUUUGAAUCAUUUCCUCUUCUUCUCUAG
Messenger RNA from Erythranthe guttata (spotted monkey flower), 1457 nucleotides. RefSeq names its product GATA transcription factor 5. Lineage: Eukaryota; Viridiplantae; Streptophyta; Magnoliopsida; Lamiales; Phrymaceae. Gene Ontology annotation, cellular component: nucleus. Gene Ontology annotation, molecular function: zinc ion binding; sequence-specific DNA binding. Gene Ontology annotation, biological process: positive regulation of DNA-templated transcription; cell differentiation. The record is from RefSeq and is a predicted model, not a curated record.